CUUUCCACUCACUCUCUCUCUUCACUCUCUCAACCUCUCUCUCCUUUUGAUCACUUCGGUCCCUUGCUCCACUCCCUCUCUCUUACUCCUACACGGCUCUGUCACUCACUCACACACUCAUACCAGCUCUCCCUGGGCACCAUCUCCACCAUCGGAGAUCCUCAUCGACUCUGCGUUUUGCCGGGUGGACGCACUCCCCACAGUCACCAUUUCCACCCCGGAGAGUUCCACGCUGGCAGCGCAGCCCCUUCCCCGGCUGAGCAUCGGGCGGAAGACCCUGGUGGCAGCUGCUGUGGGGGUCAUGCUGGUCCUGGUUCUGGUGGUCCUAAUCCCUGUGCUGGUCAGCUCUGUUGGCACAGGUGGCGUAGAUGACAGUGCAAGCCACUACGAGAUGCUGGGGACCUGCCGCAUGGUUUGCGACCCCUUCCCCAGCACUGGCACGACGGGCACGGGUGUGCAUGUGGGCACAGACACAGCAACCACAGGCCUCCAGGUGGACGACGAGGCAGAUCUGAGCGAUCACAGCGUCGGCCCGCCGUUGCCAACCUACAGUGCUCAUGGCCCACAAGGCAAACCAGGACGUCCUGGCAAGCCUGGACCCCCAGGACCACCUGGAGAGCCAGGCCCACCAGGACCAAAGGGACCACCGGGAGAUGGUGUGGACAUAGUACGGACUGGGAUAUUAGGUUUAGGGGGUAAAGGGGCAGUUAGCACUACCACCUACAACACCACGCCUCGGGUAGCAUUUUAUGCAGGACUACGAAACCCUCAAGAAGGUUACGAUAUUCUGCGGUUUGAUGACGUGGUGACUAACAUUGGAGGUAACUAUGAGGGCGCAACGGGCAAAUUCACAUGUAAGAUCCCUGGCACCUACUUUUUCAUCUACAAUGUGCUGAUGAGGGGAGGAGAUGGCACCAGCAUGUGGGCUGACCUGAUCAAGAAUGGUCUGGUCAGGGCCAGCGCCAUUGCCCAAGACCAGGACCAGAGUUAUGACUAUGCCAGCAACAGUGUCAUCCUUCAUUUGGAUGCAGGCGAUGAGGUUUUCAUAAAACUGGAUGGGGGCAAAGCUCACGGGGGCAACAGCAACAAAUAUAGCACCUUCUCAGGGUUCAUCCUCUAUGCCGACUGAAGACUGGACAGGACGUGGGCUCAGAGGUGAAAGGUCACAGCCAGAGGACAUUCAGUUCCUGACUUCCACUUGGCUCUCACAGUAAGGUUCAUGUUGCCCAUAGCCACAGAUCCACAACCAGAUUGUUUUUUCCAGAUGUUUAAGAUCAGGACUGACACAGUGUGUAAGGCUGUGCAUCUGUGGCUAUCGGUAACUGCCCACCUCCUCAUCCGUACGUUCUAUUGUAUACAGGGUGCCUACGCCGCUAUUCAGAUGGAUGCGAGCAACAUAACAGUGACAGUCACUGCCAUGUGUCAUGCUGAGGUGCAGUAACAUUUCUGACAGUGCCGAUGCCUCACCAUCAUUUUUGAGCUGUCAUUUCAUAUUCAAGUCUGGAAAUCCAACAGUCGUGGCGGCUGCAGUGUUUGUAAAUGUGCUGUUUAGAUUUAUGUUGAGCUCCUGUUUUCUUAUGCUGUUUGUAUGAUAUGAUGUUGUACUUCAAAGACUGAGGACAGAUUAUUUUGUCAAAAGAAGUUUGUCAAAUACAGGAAGCGAAAAUGAGAUUACGAUUGUUUCGAAUGGCUGACGGUGUCGCAAAAUGUAUUGUGUCUCAAUGUGAUGAAUUGAAAAAUCAUGUCAUAUCAGCCCAUUAUAUUUGGCAUAUUGUUAGUGUAAAUUUGGUAUUGAAUCUUGAUGUCUGAACACAGUCAAAGUAGUGUCAGCGCUGCACAUACAUUCUAUUGUGUGUCUAUUAAAACGAUAUAGCUGUUGAUAGAUAGUUGUACAAUUAUAUCAUGUAAUGCUUAUUAAUGUGCUUAUUUGUAAAGAUUUAUUUAUUUCACUCAUGCAUGCAGCAUCUGUUAAAAUGUUCUGUAUGUUUCCACAAAUGAUAAAGAGAACUACAGUGAUUUUAAACACAGUUUAAAUGACAAAGUGUGGGCUUAAAGAGCAUCUAUCGCUGUUGCUUUUACUCUUAAUGUCCAUGAUUUUUCAUUAAAAUUUUUUUUUUUUUUUUGCA
Seriola aureovittata is the source of this 2126-nucleotide messenger RNA. Its product is annotated as C1q-related factor-like. Gene Ontology annotation, molecular function: protein binding. The transcript is spliced from 2 exons. Bases 302 to 1129 code for a protein of 275 amino acids. The record is from RefSeq and is a predicted model, not a curated record. Lineage: Eukaryota; Metazoa; Chordata; Actinopteri; Carangiformes; Carangidae.